Diachasmimorpha longicaudata is the source of this 1803-nucleotide messenger RNA. RefSeq lists its product as uncharacterized. Bases 192 to 980 code for a protein of 262 amino acids. The transcript has 7 exons. The record is from RefSeq and is a predicted model, not a curated record. Gene Ontology annotation, biological process: septate junction assembly. Gene Ontology annotation, cellular component: plasma membrane. Lineage: Eukaryota; Metazoa; Arthropoda; Insecta; Hymenoptera; Braconidae.
AAAUUUCCAUUAGUACCUGUUAGACAGCGUUGGACUCCGCGCGCACAAGUUACCUCCACGAACUCUAUCUUUCCGUUAUCCAUCAUUUGAAUAUUUAAAAUACAACAUCAAGGAUAAAUUGCGCGAGUUUUAUUAUCAUUCGUAGAAAAAUUGUGGAAAUUCAAUCGCGAAAGGAAAAUUAAUAACACAUCAUGGCCAACGUUACGAAGCUCUCUCUGAUUAAAGUCUUCGAAUUAGCUUUAAUAUGCAUAAUCAUCGGGCUCCACGCACAUUCGCCGAUGUUCAGCCUGGAUGACUCGUUCCUCUCAGCAGGAACUGAAGUUGGAUUCUUGAUAAUCCUGACUGGACUCUUUGCAGCGGCCGUGAUGAGCACACCCGUUCAUUACCGCAUAGAGCUAGGCUUCCUGGUGGUGGGAUGCGCUCUGUUUAUCGCUUCUGGUGCAGUUGUCCUGGAAAAAUGGCAACGAGCCAUCGGCACCCGGCACCAGCUCAACAUGGUUGCAGCUAGAGGAUCUAUAUCGAUUAUCGAGGGGAUUCUGUUGCUCGCAGAUGCGUACUUGACGUUCAAGCGAGAGGAAAUAAUCAUGCUUACCUGUACCAAGCUCCUGAUUAUCAAGGUCCUCGAAUUGCUUCUAGUGUUCAUAAUUCUAGCUCUUCACAUUAACGAGCCCUUUUGCAACCCAGAUGACAAAUUUCUGGCUGCGGGAACUGAAGUAGGUUUUGCGAUCAUCCUGAGUGGGCUUUUCGCUGGGGCUCUGACAAUGACACCAGUUCAUUGGCGUCUGGAUCUCUUCUUCUCCCUCGUGGGAAGUGGUCUUUUCACUGCUUCUGGUAUAGUUAUUAUCCACCACUGGCACCCAAUUACUCACAGAGGCAGAUACCGUGAUAUGGCUCUAUCUCGAGGUUCGCUUUCGCUCAUCGAAGGAUUUGUGCUACUCACAGAUGCUGUCUUUACGGUGCAAGGAGAAACAGUGAUCUGAUAGUCCAUGUGAGGUUGUUGAAAAUGUACCAAAACUGCACUGAUUACUAUUAAGGGCAUUACAAGAAUCUUUAAAUAAUAGAUGAAAUAUGUAUUUUUGUAAUUAAGUAUUUUAUAAUUUACUUUUGGUUUCUACGAAGUCAUAUUGAUGAUAAGAAAGGGAAAGGAGCGAAGGGAUUAUUGCUCAUCGACUAAUAUUCUGAGCAAUAACAUGAUGAAUAAUAAUAAUGAGUAAGGAGUUGAAAAAUAAAAACCGGGUACGAACAAAUUUGAAAAAUUGAGGAGAUUUGCCAGAAUUUCUAUUGCAUUUUUAACGAAAAAUAUAUACUGAUUAGGUUCUGCAGAGAAAAUUAACAGAAUUUUGUAUUUUUCUACUGUCUAUUCUAUUGACAUCUCUUCCAGACAGAUUGCUCGAUCUCUUAUAGAAUAUUCGACCGCGUUCACUAGGUUUUCAAAUGAAAUUUUACCGACCUAACUCGACGCUUAAUAACUAUUUAUAAUGGAUAGUAAUACUAACAAUUCGAAGUUCCAAUAAUAUUCAUUUUACUGUUCAUCUCGUACCAAGCACAAGCUUUAACCCAAGAUUAGAGAAAAUUAAUGACUUUUAUAAUUUUUUGUUUUUUAUGUAUCACGAAUUUAGCGCAGACAUUUGCACUGAUCACUAAGAACGUUCAAUAGUACCAAAUGUCUCGCAUUAUCUGUCCACAUUCUGCUAGUCGUUUAUCGCUCAGAUUAAUUAAAUACCAUGUGACAUUGAUUUGUAUAAACUGAAGGCGAUAAUUUUGUUAUAAAUAAAAAUAAAAACCAUGUGAUCAAAAUAAUAA